AUGGCGAGCCCUGACAUGGUGAAGAGAUGUCAGUCAGUGGUGGACACGAACAGCUCUGUUUCUCCUCCUCUCUCUUCUGUUGACGUCAAGCCCAGUUUCCUCCCGUCACUCCCGUCUCCUCCACACUCACUGCAGAACAGCUAUGUUCCUCCUCCUCAAGCCCGGUUUCCUCCCAUCACUCCCGUCUCCUCCACCCUCACCACAGAACAGCUCUGUUCCUCCUCCUCAAGCCCGGUUUCCUCCCAUCACUCCCGUCUCCUCCACCCUCACCACAGAACAGCUCUGUUCCUCCUCCUCAAGCCCGGUUUCCUCCCGUCUCCUCCACCCUCACCACAGAACAGCUCUGUUCCUCCUCCUCAAGCCCGGUUUCCUCCCGUCUCCUCCACCCUCACCACAGAACAGCUCUGUUUCUCCUCCUCAAGCCCGGUUUCCUCCCAUCACUCCCGUCUCCUCCACCCUCACUGCAGAACAGCUCUCUUUCUCCUCCUCAAGCCCGGUUUCCUCCCGUCUCCUCCACCCUCACUGCAGAACAGCUCUGUUUCUCCUCCUCAAGCCCGGUUUCCUCCCAUCACUCCCGUCUCCUCCACCCUCACCACAGAACAGCUCUGUUCCUCCUCCUCAAGCCCGGUUUCCUCCCGUCUCCUCCACCCUCACCACAGAACAGCUCUGUUUCUCCUCCUCAAGCCCGGUUUCCUCCCGUCUCCUCCACCCUCACCACAGAACAGCUCUGUUCCUCCUCCUCAAGCCCGGUUUCCUCCCGUCUCCUCCACCCUCACCACAGAACAGCUCUGUUUCUCCUCCUCAAGCCCGGUUUCCUCCCGUCUCCUCCACCCUCACCACAGAACAGCUCUGUUUCUCCUCCUCAAGCCCGGUUUCCUCCCGUCUCCUCCACCCUCACCACAGAACAGCUCUGUUUCUCCUCCUCAAGCCCGGUUUCCUCCCAUCACUCCCGUCUCCUCCACCCUCACCACAGAACAGCUCUGUUUCUCCUCCUCAAGCCCGGUUUCCUCCCAUCACUCCCGUCUCCUCCACCCUCACCACAGAACAGCUCUGUUUCUCCUCCUCAAGCCCGGUUUCCUCCCAUCACUCCCGUCUCCUCCACCCUCACCACAGAACAGCUCUGUUCCUCCUCCUCAAGCCCAGUUUCCUCCCAUCACUCCCGUCUCCUCCACCCUCACUGCAGAACAGCUCUGUUCCUCCUCCUCAAGCCCAGUUUCCUCCCAUCACUCCCGUCUCCUCCACCCUCACUGCAGAACAGCUCUGUUUCUCCUCCUCAAGCCCGGUUUCCUCCCAUCACUCCCGUCUCCUCCACCCUCACCACAGAACAGCUCUGUUCCUCCUCCUCAAGCCCAGUUUCCUCCCAUCACUCCCGUCUCCUCCACCCUCACUGCAGAACAGCUCUGUUUCUCCUCCUCAAGCCCGGUUUCCUCCCAUCACUCCCGUCUCCUCCACCCUCACCACAGAACAGCUCUGUUCCUCCUCCUCAAGCCCAGUUUCCUCCCAUCACUCCCGUCUCCUCCACCCUCACUGCAGAACAGCUCUGUUCCUCCUCCUCAAGCCCAGUUUCCUCCCAUCACUCCCGUCUCCUCCAACCUCACUGCAGAACAGCUCUGUUUCUCCUCCUCAAGCCCAGUUGACUGA
Messenger RNA from Oncorhynchus mykiss (rainbow trout), 1641 nucleotides. Lineage: Eukaryota; Metazoa; Chordata; Actinopteri; Salmoniformes; Salmonidae. The record is from RefSeq and is a predicted model, not a curated record.